GAGCUUCGGAGUUGUCGUCGUCGUCGUCCUCGUUGUGUUGUGUGCGCUGCCCGUUAGUGGAAGAUGGAAUUUCUGAAACUCUUCCGACACUCUGGAAUACCUGCAAUACAUGCAGAACGCUUCAUAGCGAAAAUUUAAGCCUUUUGACAUUGAGUUGGAUUUACUUUCUUCAUGGCGACUCGACGAUCCCGGAUCAAGGCAGUGGCAAACCUUCCUGCUCGCCGAAAUCGUCCAGUGGGGUUGAUCGAUGUCAAAAAAGAAGAUUUGGUAUCUACUGAGGCCGAUGAAUUGUCGAGUACACCCAAAGUUCCUGGAAGUUCACAUUCACCCAAGAAACUUCAGGCAGCAGUUGGAGAUGGGGGUCAGUCAGGGAAGGAAGGCUCUCUGGAUUCCCUUCUUCCAUCAUGUGAUUCAUCACAAGCUGCAAUCUCCCAUGGCAACAAAAAAGUUACUUCUGUUGAGGAUGCUGAAGAAUUGCAAUCAGCUCCAGACAGAAGAUCAGUGAUAGUGUCUGAUCGGAAAUCUGUAAUUGUGAAUAGAGAUGAUUGCAUCAGCCCAACUAAGUCUACGUCAAAAGAAAUUUUGUGUAAAACUGAUGCUGAAAAGGUUUGCCCAAAUUCUCAAAAGGAUUCUAAAAAACAGCCUGAAGAUGAUCUCAAAAUGCAACCUGUCAAACCACAUGAUGUUGAAGGUCAAGUCACUAAUUCAAGUAUUGAUACGAAUACAUGUCAAAUCAAACAGUCUGAAAUAGGAGCAUCUUCAUCUGCUGAAGAUAAUACCACUGCUUCCAACAAACGCUUGCCUCUUAGAAAUCGGCGAUCAAAACCUGCAGUGAAUCUAACUGCUGCUGUACGAAAGCGUUCGGCUAAUGAAAUUGUUGCAUCCCCAUGCUCUCCACCUCCUGUCAAAUUGAAAAGUCCAGAGCCUGCAUUGUGUCGUAUCAAUGAAAACUCCUCAAUUAUUACUAAUACAGAUGACACUCCUGACCAAAGUCAAGCAUCAGACAAAAAUAGGAUAUCAUCCUCUGAAAUUUCAGGACAAAGUCCUGCCACCUUGUCCUCCCCACCUGUAACAGUGUCAAGACCAUCGGAUAAUACAAGUGGAGUGUUCAAGACUCCUGUCGCACCUUUAUCAAAGAACAAAGAUGCCUCAAAUGAUAAUACAAACAAAGGGGAUAUUGCACUGGUUGGUCCUCAAAAAGAGUCAAGCAAUGUGAAGAAAAAGCCAUCAUCUAAUGCUCAAAGAGUAGCCACUGCUCGCAAGAAUUUGAAAAAUCGUAUUGACACUGAUGGUACUCCUCCAAGAUCAGCGUUAACAAUGUUUGAUCUAAUUUUUUAUAAUCCAUCUAAGAACCCCAUGAAAUCGGUGGGUACUCCAUCAAAUAAAUCUCGACGAAGGCUAAAUUCAGUAUCAAGCAUGGCUUCUACCAACGAAGAUCGUCUCAAUGAGGAAUCUGUGGAUGAUAUUGAAGAAAUAGAUGAUGCUCAAAAUAAUCAAGAAGAAACGGAGGAGGAAACAGCUAUGCCUGUGCCACAAGUAAAAGUGGGUCCGGAUGGGUCUCUGAUUCUGGAUGAGCAGAGUUUGGUUAUAGAAACUACUGGAGCAAAGAAAAAUAGGGAGGAGUUAGAGAAGUCAGAAGUGAUUGUCGACUCAGGAACAGGCUACGGUCACUACAAAAAGAUUGUGCGGUCUAAGGACUGGUCUGAUCAUGAAACCAAGAAGUUUUACAGAGCUCUUAAUGUAGUGGGCACCGACUUUUCUCUGAUGAAACCGUACUUUCGUAGUCGCACCCGAAGAGAAUUAAAAUUAAAGUUCAAGAAAGAGGAGCGUCUUAAUCCCAAUCUUAUAAAUAAGGCACUUUCUGAACCUCUGGACUUCGAUAUAUCAGAGCUUGAAAAAGAAUGUGAGUUGGAAGAUGAAGAAGAGAAACGUAUGGAAGAGGAGGCAAAGGAAAAAGCAUCCGAAAAAUUGAAGGAAAAGACAGAAAAUACUCAAGACAAAACCAAAAAACGUGCUUCAAAGAAAAAGAAGAAAUGUAUACCACUUGCCGAAAUAGGUUUAGAAACUGAGAACAGCUCAGAUGCAGGAACAAGUACAUCUUAUAAACUGCCAAAGAAAAGGAAAGCUUUAGUCCCUGCAGAUGAGGCCAAUAAUGUGCUAGAAGAAGUACCAUCAUCAGAAAUAGAUUUUGGAGCUGUAAAUGGUUCUGCUGCAGUCCGCAAAAAGACCAAGAUAACUUCUCAAAAGAAAAGGAAGCCUGACUCAGCUGAAGAAGAUUACAAUAUGCUGGCCAUGGGCUUGGACAUGCCUAGCCAACCAAAUGACUGUCCACAGGAGGAGAAAUCAUCUGAGCUCAAUGAAGACAUGGGAAUAUUUGCAGAACCAAAGAACAAACCAGUUUCAGUAAUCAAUAUGAGGAAAGAGCCAGUUGUUAAGCGAGUUAGAACUAAAGCUCCAACUCUACCUCGGAAACCUGCACCAGUUGGCAAUACCCCAUCCCUUCCCUCCAACAGUGCUUCUUCUAGCUCCAACCCUCCAUCAAAUGUUGUUCAGAAAUCUCAAGAGACAAAUUUGAAGGUUCCAUCUACAUCAUUGAGCCCAAGCACCACUGUGGUCCAUUCUACCUCUCAAGCUCCACUUAAAACCAUUACAUUGAGCCCAAGCACCACUGUGGUCCACUCUACCUCUCAAGCUCCACUUAAAACCAUUACAUUGAGCCCAAGCACUACUGUGGUCCAUUCUACCUCUCAAGCUCCACUUAAAACCAUUACAACUUCACCUCAAGCCAUCGCUUCAACUUCUGGUUUCAAACUAAUUCAGUCACCAGGACAGCCUCGGAUUCAAAUUGUUCGUUCACCAGCUGGCUUUAAAGUUGUUCAAACCCCACCUCAGUCUCGGGUUCAGCUUGUCCAAAGUUUGCCUCAAACUACCCCACAAUCUAUGGCAAGCAUAAGAGCUGUUACUCCCAAGACUUACAACAUCAUCAGAAAACCAGGAAUAGGUGUAAGGCCUCUGUCUACAUCUGGAACUACACCCUCCUCAUCUCCAAAUUCAGCUUUGCCAGUCUCUACCUUACUAAACAGAUCAACUUGUUUAGUUUCUUCUCCUGGAGGUAAAUUUGUCCAAUCUCCUCCUCUUCCUCAAAUGAGAACAGUACAAGUUACUCCUCAAAGUUCCUCAAGUGUGUCAGGAUUUGGAUCAACAACUCCUGUAGAUAGAUUGCUCCCAUCAACUCCCUUGCCUCGAAUGGAGCCAGGUUCCAUUAUUGUUUUGAAGACCCCUCUGCCUCAAAAUCCUGACCGACAUGUUCUCCAAGUAUAUAUGGUCACGAAUACACCACCAGGUUCUACAGGUAAUACUGUGCCGCUCUCCCCUCAUGUGCCAGGAAUAAAUAUUCUCUCAGGCCCAACAGUACAACCAGCAAAUUUAAAAUCCCCGAGCAUGUCUGAUGAUUCUGACUGUGAGAAGGUACUGACUACUUUGUAGUUUUCUAUUCCCUUCCUGUACCUAAAUGUAAUUUUUUAAUGUAUACAUAUACUAUAUAUUUUUCUGUUACAUUUUUACAUCAGUUAUUAUGUGUAUGAUUUCUCUCUCCUACAUUAGUAGAUCAAAAUGUACAUAUGACCAAGUGUGAUUGUUAGCUCUUUGUUAUGUCCUUGUUAUGUGAUGUUGGUGCAAGAUUAAAUGUGAAUGCACUGAAGUAAUAUAAAAUUGUAAUUAAAAAAAGAAAUGAAAAAGUU
Thrips palmi is the source of this 3740-nucleotide messenger RNA. It is a transcript of the gene Bdp1, whose product is annotated as proteoglycan 4. Gene Ontology annotation, cellular component: transcription factor TFIIIB complex. The record is from RefSeq and is a predicted model, not a curated record. Gene Ontology annotation, molecular function: TFIIIC-class transcription factor complex binding. The coding region runs from base 172 to 3486 and encodes 1104 amino acids. Lineage: Eukaryota; Metazoa; Arthropoda; Insecta; Thysanoptera; Thripidae. Gene Ontology annotation, biological process: RNA polymerase III preinitiation complex assembly. The transcript is spliced from 11 exons.